AUGGCCAAGUCCAGCGCGGACGGCCCCUCCCCGCACGCCCAUGGCCUCCUGGCGCCCUGCCCGCACUCGCUCCGCGCGUUGGUGCUUCGGAGCCCUUUGACGGUGUGCCGCCCGAGCUGCGGGAAGCAGGCAGAUGCCGUGGGCGCGCAGAGUUCCCACCUUGCGCAGCUCGGCCGCCCGCUGGCCACUGGGCACCCACGGUCAGCGCCAGUACGGUGCUUCCCACGCCGCGAGGUGAGUUUAUCCAGCGAGAAGCCGACAUUGCCCAGGGGGCCUUCGGAGCACACGUCGCAUGACGCGCUGCUGCAUGCGGUACCUCCAUCCAAGCUGGCCAGCGAGCUCGCGGACAGCUGGCGCGAGUUAGCCGGGCUGCCGGCGUCCUUGGAGCGGAAGGUGGAGGAUACCAACGAGCUUCAUUGGGCGCGUCUCGACGAGACAGCCGCGACGUCGGGAGGUUUGUCGACCCUGGAGGUUCGGCUGGAGGUCAUGGAGGGGCGGCUGCCUAAGCUGGCCACGGAGCUGUAUUCCAAGCUCAAGACUUCAGAGGAGAGGCCCUUCGGCGCGGUGUCGGCCAUGGAGGCUGGCGUGCGCUGCGAGAUGCUCAAGCUGAGUCCAGAUCUGGACCUGCAGCUCGUCCAGCUGGCAGACGACAUUAAAGAAGGGCGCGUUGACCCAGAGGCGAAGAGGGGCGAGAGCCUCGUGGACACCAUUGCGCAGCUCGAGGAUCAGGGACUGGAGCGCUGCGUCGAGGAGGCACACGUUGCGGCGCGCAAGGGCUACGACGACCUGGCCAGGCGCCUCGAGAGCGAACUGGACUGCAGAUUCCAGGCCGCCGCCGCAGACCAGGCGAGCCUCCGUGAGAGACUGGAGUGGGCGGUCGCCAGCAUGCGGAUAGGCUUGCCGGCACCACAGAAGCAGCUGCGCUCGGUCGAGACGGGGCUGCGCGAGCAGGGACAAGCCCUGUGCGCGCUGGAGCACGGCCUCGGCGACCCAGGCCAGCAACCGUCGUCUCAAGCGGUGUGGUUGGCAUCCGCCCGCGAGCCCGCUGGGGCAACGCGCGAGAAGGACAACGAGGCGCGCGACGUGAUGCGGCAACUGCUCGCGGCGCAGAGCCAGCGCGCCGACGUCCUCGCGGACGAUCUGUGGGCAGGUCUCGCGACCGAACAACUCGUGUUGCGGUUUGCCGCCGUGGAGCGCAGCGCGUUGGCACUGACCGCUGCGGUUGGGCGCUUGCAGAGCGCCGGCACCGACCACGCUGAUGGCGUCGCGCCUGGAGCGGGCAGAGAAGCGCUUGCCGUGGCGGAGAGCCAGGGUGCCGCGGUGCUCGCUUAA
Messenger RNA from Prorocentrum cordatum, 1332 nucleotides. Lineage: Eukaryota; Dinophyceae; Prorocentrales; Prorocentraceae. The record is from the annotation of a GenBank genome assembly.